AUGUCAAUGAUUCCCGAUGAUAUACAAAUCCACCUGGAACCCUGUCCCACUAGGGCGGCCAACGCCGGUCAAUCGACUCUGGCAGAGCCACGCGAGGGCCAGAUGGAGCUUACAGGUGAUCGGAUCAUUGGGUCUUCGAAAAGUUACAAGUCUAGUGAAGGUGUGCUACGUACAUUCUGUGGGACGUGUGGUGCGACGGUGUUCUACACCUGUGCUGAGCGACCAGGGAUAGUUGAUGUGGCGGUUGGCAUUUUGCGUGCGCCAGAGGGAGUAAUGGCCGAGAAUCGGGCGUUGUGGAGGACGGGCAGGAUAGCUUCUGCCGAUGAUGGAUUGAAGUAUGAGCCUGGCUGUAGUCGAGCGUUGAUCGAGGGAGUCAAGGCGCGGGGACGUCAGAGGGGUAUGCCGGAAGAUUUGGUCAUUUCGUGA
Molecule: messenger RNA, 426 nt
Organism: Penicillium paradoxum
Lineage: Eukaryota; Fungi; Ascomycota; Eurotiomycetes; Eurotiales; Aspergillaceae
Exons: 2
Coding region: 1-426 (141 amino acids)
Molecular function (GO): carbon-sulfur lyase activity
Source: RefSeq, a predicted model, not a curated record